Messenger RNA from Penicillium alfredii, 1410 nucleotides. Its product is annotated as glycine hydroxymethyltransferase SHM2. Gene Ontology annotation, molecular function: cobalt ion binding; pyridoxal phosphate binding; serine binding. Bases 1 to 1410 code for a protein of 469 amino acids. The record is from RefSeq and is a predicted model, not a curated record. NCBI's taxonomy places the organism in Eukaryota, Fungi, Ascomycota, Eurotiomycetes, Eurotiales, Aspergillaceae. The transcript is spliced from 4 exons. Gene Ontology annotation, biological process: L-serine catabolic process; folic acid metabolic process; tetrahydrofolate interconversion. Gene Ontology annotation, cellular component: cytoplasm.
AUGGCUUACGCUCUCUCCGACGCCCACCGGGACCAAAUGCACAAGUCUCUCAAGGAGACUGACCCCGAGAUCGCGCAGGUCAUGGAACAAGAGAUCCAGCGCCAGCGUGAAUCGGUCGUCCUGAUCGCCUCGGAGAACUUCACCUCCCACGCUGUCUUCGAUGCCCUUGGUUCUCCCAUGUCCAACAAGUACUCUGAGGGUUACCCCGGUGCCCGUUACUACGGUGGCAACCAGCACAUCGACACCAUUGAGAUCACCUGCCAGCAGCGUGCCCUCAAGGCCUUCAACCUGGACCCUGCCAAGUGGGGUGUCAACGUUCAGUGCCUGAGUGGUAGCCCAGCCAACUUGCAGGUCUAUCAGGCCCUCAUGCGCCCCCAUGACCGUCUGAUGGGCUUGGACCUUCCCCACGGUGGUCACUUGAGCCACGGCUACCAGACCCCCUCCAAGAAGAUCUCUGCAGUCUCGACCUACUUCGAGACCUUCCCUUACCGUGUCAACCUGGAGACCGGCAUCAUUGACUACGACACCCUCGAGGCCAACGCUGAGCUCUACCGCCCCAAGUGCCUUGUUGCCGGUACCUCCGCUUACUGCCGUCUGAUCGACUACAAGCGCAUGCGCCAGAUCGCUGACAAGGUCGGUGCCUACCUCAUUGUUGACAUGGCCCACAUCUCGGGUCUGAUUGCCUCUGGUGUCAUUCCCUCUCCGUUCGAGUACGCCGAUGUGGUGACCACCACCACUCACAAGUCUCUCCGUGGCCCCCGUGGUGCCAUGAUCUUCUUCCGCAAGGGUGUGCGCAGCACCGACAAGACCGGCAAGGAGAUCCUGUAUGACCUGGAGGGUCCCAUCAACUUCUCGGUCUUCCCCGGUCACCAGGGUGGCCCCCACAACCACACCAUCACUGCUUUGGCCGUCGCUCUCAAGCAGGCCGCCUCGCCCGAGUUCAAGCAGUACCAGGAGUUGGUCAUCAAGAACGCCAAGGCGCUGGAGAACGAGUUCAAGGCUCUGGGCCACAAGCUCGUCUCGGACGGCACGGACAGCCACAUGGUCCUCCUGGACCUCCGCCCCAAGAGUCUGGACGGUGCUCGUGUUGAGGCUGUUCUGGAGCAGAUCAACAUUGCCUGCAACAAGAACUCCAUCCCCGGUGACAAGUCCGCCCUCACUCCCUGCGGUAUCCGCAUUGGUGCGCCGGCUAUGACCACCCGUGGCAUGGGUGAGGAGGAGUUCAAGCGCAUCGCUCGCUACAUCGACCAGAGCAUCAACAUCUGCAAGAGCGUGCAGGCCGAGCUGCCCAAGGAGGCCAACCGUCUCAAGGACUUCAAGGCUAAGGUUGCCUCCGAGUCUGUCCCUGAGAUCCUUGCCCUCCGCAAGGAGAUUGCCGAAUGGGCCAGCACCUUCCCUCUGCCCGUCUAA